UGCAGAAACGUUUGGUCCCUCCUUGCUCUCAAAAAUGCAGUUCUUGUGCGCCGCCGCCGCCUUGCCUGCAACUGCAAAGCCGAAAAGAAGCGCGUGUUAAGAAGAUUGUUGCUUGGUUCGAUAACUUUAUUUUCCGCGUUGCUCGACUGCGCUUCCCCUCUGAGCCCGUGGCGCGGAGACUUGGACGUUAUCAGCGCGCAUCUCAAAUCUUAUCUUUAGUAAAACUCCAGUCAGCCCUUAAUGUUUCUGUGAGCUGUCGAAUUGGACUGGAUCCCCGUUUUAAAACAGAGCCGAAGUAGACGCUGGCUUGGCCUUGAAAUAUGGACAGGGGCUUUUUCCCACGAAGACCGAGGUUCCCUAGAAGAUGCCAUGAUCAGUGGUUUUACCAGAAUUAUAUGCCAAAUGAAAACUAUUGGAUGGAUGCUUGGGACAUGCCACAGAAUCAGUUUCCAGAGGGAGCCCCUCCAUGGUGGAACCAACACCAUCCAGAGCAAGAGGGGCCCUACAAUGUCGGUUUUGAUAACUACACCCAAAGUUCCUACCCUAGGCGUCCUUACCGUGGUCAUCCUUAUAGAAGAUUUAAAAAGACCUCAUCAAAAGGAAGAGGUAAUUUUCAAAACCCAUCAAGUUCUCGCUUAAACAAUGUGCAGCCAAAGAAAACAUUUGCGAAAGUGAAAAAACAGGCAGAAGAUUCCAAGAAAUUUAAACAGGACAAGGAAAAUACUGCAACUUCAGUGAAAAAAGAUGUCCCAUCCAAGGUCAAACCAAAAGAUAGUCAGCCUGAUGAAGAGUCCCCUAGACAGACUGACUCUGUUGCAUCUCCUGAAGCUGUUGCAGAAGAAGAAUCACCAUCUGGAAUAAAAAAAAACAACCCUCACACCCAGAAUGAAGAUAUUGUAUUGGAUAAACUAAAAGAUUGUGAGGCCACUGAAGAUCUUCUCAGUCAGAUCGUCUCUAUUUUGUCUCCUGGAGUAUCCACAGAAGAUAAAACAUCAUCUUGUAACGCAGACGUCCUUCAAAACAUUGAGGAGAAAGAUUCUGUAUUGACUGAAACUUCAGCCAAGCAGAAUGAUACAGACCACUGUCAAGCUUGUGUUGCUCCAGCUCUUGAUUCUUCCAGCCUUCCAAGUACCCCCAUUGAUGUUCACUGUAAGCCUGUGCUAGUCACAGAAAAAGAUAAUGAAUUGAUUGAAACUUCAGCCAAGCAGACUGAUAUAGAUGACUCUCAAGCUUAUGCUGUUGCUCCAGCUCUUGAUUCUUCCAGCCUUCCAAGUACCCCCAUUGAUGUUCACUGUGAGCCUGUGCUAGUGAGGGGAAAUGAUAUUGGACUGAUUGAAACUUCAGCCAAGCAGACUGAUACAGAUGUCUCUCUAGCUGAUGUUGUUGCUCCAGUUCUUGAAUCUUUCAGCCUUCCAAGUACCCACAAUGAUACUCACUGUGAACCUGUGCUAGUGCGAGAAAAAGAUAAUGGAUUGACUGAAACCUCAACCAAACAGAAUGAUACAGGUGACUCGCAAGCUUACGCUGUUGCUCCAGCUCUUGAAUCUUUCAACCUUCCAAGUACUCCCAUUGAUGUUCACUGUGAGCCUGUGGUAGUCACAGAAAAAGAUAAUGAACUGACUGAAACUUCAGCCAAGCAGAAUGAUACAGGUCACUCUCAAGCUUAUGCUGUUGCUCCAGCUCUUGAUUCUUCCAGCCUUCCAAGUACCC
Molecule: messenger RNA, 1710 nt
Organism: Thamnophis sirtalis
Lineage: Eukaryota; Metazoa; Chordata; Lepidosauria; Squamata; Natricidae
Source: RefSeq, a predicted model, not a curated record